Messenger RNA from Trichomycterus rosablanca, 888 nucleotides. RefSeq names its product NK2 transcription factor related 7 (gene nkx2.7). Gene Ontology annotation, molecular function: RNA polymerase II cis-regulatory region sequence-specific DNA binding; DNA-binding transcription factor activity, RNA polymerase II-specific. Lineage: Eukaryota; Metazoa; Chordata; Actinopteri; Siluriformes; Trichomycteridae. The record is from RefSeq and is a predicted model, not a curated record. The coding region runs from base 1 to 888 and encodes 295 amino acids. The transcript has 2 exons. Gene Ontology annotation, cellular component: nucleus. Gene Ontology annotation, biological process: regulation of transcription by RNA polymerase II; cell differentiation.
AUGCUUGCCAGCCCGGUAACUACAACACCUUUUUCGGUAAAGGAUAUCUUAAAACUGGAACAGCAGCAUGUGUAUAACCAGCAAGGCUUUUCCAGUCCUGAGCCAGAUGCAACUCCGUUACAGUCUCUGCAGUUUCAGUGCAUGCACAGCGCGCUUAGCAGGAGUCUGGAGCUGCUCUACAGCCCUGAGAAACCUGGCUUUAGUCCGGGAGAGCAGGUGAAAUGCGCCCUCAGUGCGGAUGAUUUUGGGUCCUGUGGAUCUCCCACAGAAGAAGACAGGGAUCAUCAAAACUCUAACUCAGGUGCAUGUGAAUUUGAGGAUUCGAGCGGUGCUGAUGGUAAAGACGUGUGCGCUCAGACGGACAAAGUGAAGCCGCGCUCCCGCAGGAAACCUCGCGUCCUCUUCUCUCAGACUCAGGUGUUCGAGCUGGAGCGGCGCUUUAAACAGCAGCGAUACCUGUCCGCUCCGGAGAGAGAACAGCUCGCCUCAGUACUCAAACUCACUUCCACCCAGGUUAAAAUCUGGUUCCAGAACCGCAGGUACAAAUGCAAGCGGCAGAGGCAGGAUAAAAAUCUGGAGCUGGCAGGGCAUCCGCUGGCUCCGCCGCGCAGGGUCGCUGUGCCAGUGCUGGUGCGGGAUGGCAAGCCUUGUCUAAGUCACGGUGCGCCAUAUAACGUUACCAUGGGCGCGUAUCCUUACAACAACUAUUACAACAGUUAUGGAAAUACCCCUUACGCAUGUAAUUUCACCGGUAUGCCUUCAUUCACCAGCGGAACGCAAAUACCCAACCACAUAGUCGAUAUGAACCUAGCCAUUGGAAGUCCUGAUGGAACUCUAGGACAACAAGGACCAUUUCAGAGCACAUUACCUGGAAUCAGAGCCUGGUGA